AUGCCCAUCCCCGACAUCCCAGGCGUCAAGGCCGACAGAGGCCUCGCCGACCAGUUCCGUGCCGAGGUCGCCCAGCUCCUAGGCCGCAAGAACAUCAACUUCCCCGGCGCCCAGCCCGUCUCCUUUGCGCGCAAGCACCUGCGCGAGCUCAUGGAACAUGACUACUACCUGUGCGAGAAGACGGACGGCAUCCGCUGCUUGCUAUACUUCACUAACGACGGCCCCAACGAGAUCCACUACCUCAUAGAUCGCAAGAACGACUACUACUUCGUCCCGAACCUCCACUUCCCGCGCCACGACGACCCUACCUUUCAGACCUUCCACACUGGCACCAUUGUUGAUGGGGAGUUGGUUUAUGACCAGGAGCCCGACGGCCUCAAGCUGCGCUUCCUGGUCUUCGACUGCCUGGCAAUCGACGGCAAGUCGCAAACGGAGAAGCCACUGGACAAGCGCCUGGGCUAUUUCAGGACCAUGGUGAUGAAGCCGUGGGAAGAGCUGUUCGUCAGGAGACACCCGGAGGAGCGCCAAUUCCUCCCCUUCGAGCUCGUCUUCAAGGAAAUGUCCUUCCCGUACACCCUGAGCUGGAUGUUUGACGUCAAGCUCCCGGACCUGAAGCACGGCAACGACGGCCUCAUCUUCACCUGCAAGGAGACGCCCUACAUCUUCGGCACCGACGAGAAGAUCCUCAAGUGGAAGCCCGCCCACGAAAACACCAUCGACUUCCGCCUGCGCCUCGGCGAAUUCCCGCCGCUCGUCGCCAACGGCAGCGGCAGCGGCGCCGGCCUCACCGACCAGCCCGACUUCGACGCGAAACCCACCUUCGACCUCAUGGUCUUCCACAACAAGGGCGACUACCGCGUCUUCGCGCCGCUGCACGUGACGGACGACGACUGGGAGGCGCUCAAGGCCGUCGCCCAGCAGCUCGACGGCCGCAUCGUCGAGUGCUACAAGGACACCCAGGGCCGCUGGCGCUUCAAACGCGACGACCAGGGCCGCCCGCACUUCCGCGACGACAAGCACGAGGCGAACCACAUCUCCACCGUCGACAAGGUGCUCGAGAGCAUCGACGACGCCGUCUCCAAGGACGACCUGACCCACAACGAGCAGCGCAUCCGCGAGGCCUUCAAGCGCCGCCAGGCCGACCGCGAACGCAGAGCCAAGGCCGAGGAGGACGCCAUCCGCCGCAUGAGGGAAGAGAAGCGGAAGAGGGAGUCGAUCAGCGGCACCGCCGGCGAGGGCAUGCCCGCCGGCUACAACGGCGAGCCGGCCGACAAGCGCAUAAAGCCAGAACCGUGA
This is a messenger RNA of Diplodia corticola, 1296 nucleotides long. RefSeq names its product mrna-capping enzyme subunit alpha. The transcript has a single exon. The record is from RefSeq and is a predicted model, not a curated record. Bases 1 to 1296 code for a protein of 431 amino acids. Lineage: Eukaryota; Fungi; Ascomycota; Dothideomycetes; Botryosphaeriales; Botryosphaeriaceae. Gene Ontology annotation, molecular function: mRNA guanylyltransferase activity; ATP binding; DNA ligase (ATP) activity. Gene Ontology annotation, cellular component: mRNA capping enzyme complex. Gene Ontology annotation, biological process: DNA repair; DNA recombination; 7-methylguanosine mRNA capping.